GCGCUCCAGGCGGUUGUCGGCUGGUAUGUGGUCGCCUGGCCCCGCGAGGCGGGCCGGGUGCCGCCGCGGCGUCUGCGUGCCGCCCGUCACAGUCCUGCUGCUCCUGGUGUGUCUCAGCACGAGAGGCGGUGGCCUGCCCCCCAUCAUCAACAUCGGUGCCAUCUUCACCGAGGACCAGCGGGACAGCGCAGCCGAGCUCGCCUUCAAGUACGCCGUCUACCGAAUCAACCAGGACCCCAUCCUGCUGCCGCACACGGAGCUCCGCUUUCACAUCGAGUACGUGGCGCGUGAGGAUUCGUUCCACGCCGCCAAACAGGCCUGCCGGCUGGUGGGGGGCGGGGUGCACGCGCUGUUCGGCCCCACGGACCCGCUCCUCGGCACGCACGUGCACUCCGUCUGCGACGCGCUCGACAUCCCGCACCUCGAGGUGCGCCUCGACCCGGACACCCACUACCGCGAGUUCUCCAUCAACCUGCACCCGAGCCAGGACAUGCUGAACCGGGCCUUCAUCGACCUCAUGGGCUUCCUCAACUGGACCAAGGUGGCCGUCAUCUACGAGGAGGACUCGGGGCUGAUGCGGCUGCGUGAUCUGGUGCGGGAGGACACGGAGCUGUACGUGCGCCAGGCCGACCCGGCCUACUACCGGGCCGUCCUCAAGGACAUCAAGGCCAAGGAGAUCUACAACCUGAUCGUGGACACGCGUGCCGACACCAUGCGCUUCUUCCUGCGCGAGGUGCUCCAGCUGCAGAUGAACGACUACAAGUACCACUUUGUCUUCACUACGUUUGACAUGGAGAGCUUCGACCUCGAGGACUUCAAGUACAACUUCGUCAACAUAACGUCCUUCCGCAUCGUGGACGCGGAGGACAUGUCGGUCCGGGAGGUCCUCAAGGACAUGGAGGUGAACCUCAACAAGAGCAAAGGCAUCCAGGCGCACCAAAACUUUCUUGAUUGGCUGUACCUCCCCGGGGGGGCGUAUAUGGUGCGAACUGCUCUGUAUCACACACACACUCCGGUUGUCGUCCCGGUCCGGUGUCGUCCUGACCAGGAGUUCCCCUACGUGAUGAUGCACUACGAGAAGAACUACACGGGCAACGCGCGCUUCUACGGCUUCUGCGUGGACCUGCUGGCGCGGGUGUCGCGGGAGGUCGGCUUCGACUACAUCAUCGACCUGGUGCCGGACCGGAAGUACGGCGCCCAGGACCCCGCCACAGGCGAGUGGAACGGGAUGGUGCUGCAGCUCAUGAAACACAAGGCGGACCUGGCCGUGGGCUCCAUGACCAUCAACUACGCCCGCGAGAGCGUCAUCGACUUCACCAAGCCCUUCAUGAACCUCGGGAUCAGCAUCCUGUUCAAGGUGCCCACGUCGCAGCCGACCCGCCUCUUCUCCUUCAUGAACCCGCUCUCGGUGCACGUGUGGAUGUUCGUGGUGCUGGCCUACAUCCUGGUCUCGCUCACCAUGUACGUGACGGCGCGCUUCUCGCCCUACGAGUGGCGCGGGCCGCUCGAGUUCGCCGCCAACCACUUCAGCAUCGUCAACUGCUUCUGGUUCGCCAUCGGCACCCUCAUGCAGCAGGGCUCGGACCUCAACCCCAGGGCGGCCUCGACGCGCAUCGUGGGCGGCAUUUGGUGGUUCUUCACGCUCAUCAUCAUCGCCUCGUACACGGCCAACCUGGCCGCCUUCCUCACCGUCGAGCGGAUGAUCACGCCCAUCGAGAACGCCGAGGACCUGGCCGGCCAGACGGACAUCGCCUACGGCACCCUGGAGGGCGGCUCCACCAUGACCUUCUUUAGGGACUCCAUGAUUGAGACGUACAAGAAGAUGUGGCGCUUCAUGGAGAACAAGAAGCCCUCCGUGUUCGUAUCGACGUACGAGGAGGGCAUCCAGCGGGUGCUCCAGGGCAACUACGCCUUCCUCAUGGAGUCCACCAUGCUGGACUACAUCGUCCAGCGGGACUGCAACCUGACAAGCAUCGGGGACCUGCUGGACUCCAAGGGCUACGGCAUCGCCACCCCCAUCGGGUCGCCGUGGCGGGACAAGAUAUCGCUCGUCAUCCUGGAGCUGCAGGAGAAGGGCGAGAUCCAGAUGCUGUACGACAAGUGGUGGAAGAACAUGGGCAGCACUUGCGAACGCGCCGAGAAGGGCAAGGAGAACAAGGCCAACUCGCUCGGGGUGGCCAACAUCGGCGGCGUGUUCGUGGUCUUGCUCUGUGGACUGGCCGUCGCUAUGACCGUGGCCAUUUUUGAGUUCUGCUAUUUCACUCGCCGGAUCAGCGCGCGCUUCGAGAUGGUAAGUAGUGCUGACGGUGGGACUUGUUGGAGAGCUCUGCGACGGGACCCGCUCACUGCCGCCGGCCCUCCCCCCCUCUCUCUCUCUCUGCAGGCCUUCCCGCAGCCGUCGCUGUGCUCGCAGAUCGCCGACGAGCUGUGCCUGGCCGUCACCUGCGACUCGCGCCCCGUCCACCACAUCGUGGCCGCCUCGCUGCCGCCUCCGCCGCCCGCACCGCCGCCGCCGCGCGCCGCCGUGCGCUCGCGCAGCCUGGGCGCCCUGCCGCAGGCCGUGCCCGCGCUGGCGCCCGUCGCGCCGCGCCACCCGCGCCACCAGGACGACCUGGCGUUGUGCACGCUGCCGCCGCCGCCGCCACCGCACCUGCUGGCCCUAGGAGAGGCGGACGAGCCGUGCCUGGUGCACACGGCGCUGCAGGCGGUGCAGCACCAGCACCACCACCAUCACCACUACCACCACCACCUGCCCACCUAGCAGCGGCCGCCCCCGGCGCCGGCGUGCGGCUGCCGGUGCGUCGGGGGCGUGCAGCAGGACGGGGGCGUCGGGCACCUCGGCGAGCACCUCGGCGUGCUCCAGUCGGCGUCCUGGCAGCCGUGCGGCGCGCACGGCGGCCCGCUGUGCGCGGCGUGCGCGUGUACGAGCAUGGCGACGUCGGGGCAGCACGUCGGCACGUGGCCGCCGCGCUGCUCGCACGUGCACGCGCAGGCGCACGCCCCCGAGCACCUGCAGCAGCACCUGCGCCACCAGCUGCAGCACCUGCAGGCCCUGCCGCCGCAGCGCCCCGAGCGCAGCGCGCCCUCGCUGGCCGUUUUCCCCGACUGCUCCCGCUGGUACAUUACCGCCUAACGCCCCGAGCACCUGCCGCAGCACCUGCAGGCGCUCGAAAGCGCUGGCGGUGUGCUCCGACCGACUGUUUCCGCUGGCACAUCCGCCUCUAUGCCCCGACCACCUGCAGCGCAGCUCUUGCGGCACCAGCUGCAGCACUUUUCAGGCCCUGACGCCCUAUCGCUGGCCGUGCGCCCUGACCCCCUGACCCCGUUCUUGCCGGCACAUCACCACCACCUAAACGCCCCAAACGCACAACGCCGAACGGACGUCGUGGCCGUAACGGGCUUCGCGACCGUCGCGACGGACGUCACUCGGACACGGUCUCGGUGACCUUGCUCACAAACCGACGACUUUGGGCUCAAUUGAACUUAAACAUUGUGAUCGAACCGCUAUGGUUGUACUGACGUCAGGUAGAGGGCGCCAUAAAGACACAUAGGUAUAAAAAUUAUGACCUCAUCCCGUCUGUUUCGCGUCACUUUUGAGGAAUAGUCCGUUAUUUUUUACAUGAUGUGUGGGGCACAAAAAUGAGCCAACCUUUUAAAACUGACCGGGCUUCGUGCCCGGUGCCGCACUGCCCCUUGCAGGCAGAUGACUGCCGUUUUUAACUUUAUUCUGUGUUUGGAGUCGUGAGAUUGGCUGACAAAGCUCUUGGUGGGCUUCGCACAAAAGCUCAAGAGCUUGGAAGCUGAUGUGAACCUCCACCUACUCGUUGGAUGGCACUCGCAACCCUCUUUAUGUACCUUAUUUCCUUUUUUGGUGUUUUUAUGUUCACUUUAUAUUGAAAGAAAGAAAAAUCAUUUUGUCUUUGUCGCACUUCAAUGUCCAGCCACGUUUGUAGACCCAAAUGGGUCAGUGUGGUGAAAGGCAUUCAAAAAUUUUUGAUGGAACAUCUCAAUUUUCCAGGGCAAUUUUAUUAUUUAUUUUUAAUUGUUUCUUUUUUAGUUUUUGUACACCAAUUUGUGAAGUAAGGUACCCCAACGACUGUUUCAUAAAGGUACAUGUUGCCGUUUGGUGUGACAAAGUUUGUUGCCAUGAAUUGUGUUCAUUAUGAAAAGAGAUUAGCAUAAGUUGUACAAUAUUUACAAACUAAGGGGAAAAUGGGGAUCAUUUUAUCACAAUUUUUUUCAUGUUCAUAAUUUCAUAACUAAUGUGUUAUAUGUUAAGGAUACAAUUAUAUAUUUUACAGUUUAUAGUUAUUAGCAUAAGUCAUUCAACGUGUUAACCAAUCAGAUAUUUCCAAACGUGCCUGUGUAAUUGUAUCUUUUAGAAAUAAAGUACUCACCGU
Frankliniella occidentalis (western flower thrips) is the source of this 4400-nucleotide messenger RNA. Its product is annotated as glutamate receptor ionotropic, kainate 2-like. Bases 26 to 2761 code for a protein of 911 amino acids. The transcript has 13 exons. NCBI's taxonomy places the organism in Eukaryota, Metazoa, Arthropoda, Insecta, Thysanoptera, Thripidae. Gene Ontology annotation, cellular component: postsynaptic membrane; plasma membrane. Gene Ontology annotation, molecular function: glutamate-gated receptor activity. Gene Ontology annotation, biological process: monoatomic ion transport. The record is from RefSeq and is a predicted model, not a curated record.